Debaryomyces hansenii CBS767 is the source of this 462-nucleotide messenger RNA. RefSeq names its product DEHA2E23408p. The transcript has a single exon. The coding region runs from base 1 to 462 and encodes 153 amino acids. The record is from RefSeq and is a predicted model, not a curated record. Lineage: Eukaryota; Fungi; Ascomycota; Pichiomycetes; Serinales; Debaryomycetaceae.
AUGAAUUGGAUUAUAUUAAACUUUCCGGUUAAAGAAUUCAUACAUGCUUCCGCUCCUCUAGUAGUUUGCAUACUCUUUCCAUAUACAACGAAGAUACAAUGGUUGUUGAUAUUGUUCGCAUCAUUUUCAGGCUGCAUUUCCCUUGUAUUGACAGUAAUUGAAGCGUACGAAAAGGUAAUAAGAGUAUACAAUAAGACAUUAGAGAAGAUCGUCAUUCCCGAAUUUAUAAAUAAAAGACCGUUUAAGGAAUCCGAUCUAACAAAGAGACAAGAAAUUUUAGAAUGCAUGUUGUAUAAUGUGAAUUCCAAAAUAUUAUCUGAAUUAAAGACUAAUUAUACAUUCAAAAGUACUACUCGGCUAAUUGAGUUUCACGAUCUGAUUAUUACCGAUAAAUCUAGAAAAUUGACAGCUGGGUGUAUUGAAAGCAGGGACAAUGUGGUGCUAGAAGCGAAGAAGAUGUAA